UGGCAGAGCUUCCUGUCAACCUCCGCUUCAUCCCCGAGGACUUUAACGGCACCCCAAUUGUCAGAGCGAGGGACGGUUCGCAGCUACAGCCGCCAUCAUGUCUAUGUUCCGCGCGAAAAAACUUGACAUUGGAUGUUAUGUCAACAUUCGCAACAUCCGCGACCACACCAAGCGCAAGGUCUUCGCUGCGAACGAGCCGGAGAGGCAAGCACUACGAUACAUCAUUCGCAACACGAGCCUCCCCCAACGCGUACGCGCACAAGCGCAGCUCCAGCUCUCGCAAAUGCACUGCUACACACGGUUCACACAAGUCAAGAACAGGUGUAUAAUGGGAGGAAAGGGUCGCGGUGUUUUCAGCGAUUUUAGAUUGGGCAGGUAUCAGUUCCGUAUAAAUGCGCUCGCUGGAUAUCUCCCCGGUGUACGUAAGGCUAGUUGGUAGAAGGGAAUUGUGGACAUAGUACGGUCGGCCGCCGCUGCGAGAUGGGUGUACAUUACUGUUAUUUUGGCCUGUGACCACGAGCUUGGAAAAUGGGCAUUACAGUGGCGUUGAUGGCAAAUAUAUAUAUUCUGGACAAUCUGAGUAUGAAGGGACAUUAGAACUCCAGGGGAUGCAUCGAUCCGGCGCUUUCUCCACAUCUCUGAAGCGGGAGGGCGUUUGCGUGUGGCAAACGCCACAAACACCUGGACAUGCAGUGCACAUAUUUUCUGAGGCAGCUCACCGCUUGUGCGAGAAGUCUACCUAGGCAUGUCAAACAGAGCUCCAGCUCCUUCCAAACCUCACCUGCCGCCUACCAACUACCCACCACCGCCUUUCGCCUUCACCAUUGACCGCACGACCACAACUACAAUUUGUCC
Westerdykella ornata is the source of this 855-nucleotide messenger RNA. Its product is annotated as glucocorticoid receptor-like (DNA-binding domain). NCBI's taxonomy places the organism in Eukaryota, Fungi, Ascomycota, Dothideomycetes, Pleosporales, Sporormiaceae. Gene Ontology annotation, molecular function: structural constituent of ribosome. Gene Ontology annotation, cellular component: mitochondrial small ribosomal subunit; ribosome. The record is from RefSeq and is a predicted model, not a curated record. The transcript has 3 exons. Gene Ontology annotation, biological process: translation. Bases 98 to 439 code for a protein of 113 amino acids.